Messenger RNA from Caenorhabditis elegans, 622 nucleotides. RefSeq names its product ShKT domain-containing protein (gene F48G7.5). Lineage: Eukaryota; Metazoa; Nematoda; Chromadorea; Rhabditida; Rhabditidae. The transcript is spliced from 2 exons. The record is from RefSeq and is marked reviewed. The coding region runs from base 28 to 522 and encodes 164 amino acids.
UUCAAUCAUCUUCACUUUUUACAAAUGAUGCUUCGAGUUGCUCUUCUUACUCUUGCCAUCCUCUGGGUAAACGGGGAAAUCCAGUUAGGCUGCAAAAGUACUCCAUUCGCAAAAGGUGUCAAUCCAUGUCCACCAAAGUUCACAGAAUUGCCCGGUGGGCUUUGCUGCUCCGAUGACGACGUCUAUAUCAUAUCGGGCAAUGGCACCACACUUUCCCCAUCAACAACCACUACUGCUGCUCCAUGCCAAGACAAAUUAAACCCUGCGACAGGAGUCAGCGAUUGCCCAAUGCGACGCAAUUUGUGCACGGAUCCUAACUACAGAAAGGUGAUGCACGAGCAAUGCCCUAAGACUUGCGGAUUCUGCACUACUGGGUCGACUACCAAGGCGCCAGCGUGUUCUGAUAAAGUGGACCCGAGAACUGGGGUUAGUGAUUGCCCGCAAAAGAAGUAUCUAUGCACUGAUCCGACGUACAAGGGAUUGAUGAAAGACCAGUGUCCAAAGACUUGCGGAUAUUGUUAAAUGUUUGAAAUUUCUGCUUAAAUUAUUUGUCGCUGUAGUAUGUCAAAUAUGAAUACCCCACCUAUUGUCUUUCAAACCUACCAUAAAAUAUUUUAUUCCG